Messenger RNA from Chaetomium globosum CBS 148.51, 690 nucleotides. RefSeq lists its product as uncharacterized. Gene Ontology annotation, cellular component: mitochondrion. Gene Ontology annotation, biological process: mitochondrial respiratory chain complex II assembly; mitochondrial electron transport, succinate to ubiquinone; protein-FAD linkage. Bases 1 to 690 code for a protein of 229 amino acids. Lineage: Eukaryota; Fungi; Ascomycota; Sordariomycetes; Sordariales; Chaetomiaceae. The transcript has 2 exons. The record is from RefSeq and is a predicted model, not a curated record.
AUGGCCACCCUCCGCCCCGUAACCCGCGCCAUCAGCCGCGCGCGGCCCUCUCUCACAGCACCAUCCAUGCGCCUGUUACGUUUCAACUCCUCGCAACAACCCUCCGCCCGCGACCUCGAGGUCGGCGAGCUCCAAGGCGCCACCUUCCGAGUCGAGCCGCUGCGCCGCGUAGGCGAAGACCCCGAGACCAUGCGCGCCCGUCUCGUCUACCAAUCCCGCAAACGCGGCACGCUCGAAUCCGACCUCCUCCUCUCGACCUUCGCCUCGGCCCGCCUCGCGCGCAUGACCCCCGCCCAGCUGGCCGAGUACGACCGCUUCCUGGACGAGAACGACUGGGACAUCUACUACUGGGCGACACAGCAGGAGCAGAAGCCUGAGGGGGAGGGAUCUCAAAUUGGGGGGGCCGCGGGGGCGGGGCCGGGGCCGGGGCAGGUUGAUGCGCAAGCUGGUGCGCAAGCUGGGGGGAGUGCAGGUGCGAGUGCGAGUGCGAGCGAGGCGGUGCAGCAGUCGCCCCGGCCGGGGGAGUGGGCGCAGACGGUGGGGACGUUCAAGCCGGCGUAUCGGCCCGUGCCGGCGCGGUGGCGGGAUAGUGAGGUGCUGCGGCUGCUGCGGGAGCAUGUUGAGAGCCGGCGGGGGGCGGGGAAGGGGGGUAUGGGGUUUAUGCCGGCGUUAGAGGAGUAUAAGAAAUAG